UUGCAUGGGUAGUUAUCGGAGGUUUCCCGAAGCGGCGAGGCUAUGAGGGGAAUGCGGUUGCUGAUUGAUAAGAUAUCGCUUCGCAAUACCAGUCCUGUCUUGCGCCAUCUCGGAUCCGUAUAGUCGAUCACGCAAUGCCGACCCCGUCCCGACGUUCAAAGGUUAAGAAGCUGGCUCCGGCUGUACGACAACGUGCGGAAAAUCAUAAUAAUUCUAUUUUUCCACAUUUAUUGUUGAGCCAUGGCAGACGAAUCGAAACUUCAGAUCGCAAUCAUCGGCGCCGGCAUUGCUGGUCUUGGUGCAGCUAUCGGACUAAAGCAUCACCCCGCCAUUGAUGUGCAGGUAUACGAAAAAGCUACAGAACUUAGAGAGAUAGGCGCGUCUAUCGCUCUUGGACCUAAUGGAAUGAGAACUCUGGAACGACUAGGCGUCGACAACGCUCUGGAUGGCGAAAUUGCUUUCCGUAACAAGUCAAAGUAUCCCAUGAUCUACCGUCAUUGGAAGACGAAUGAGAUAAUAUCAACUGAUUCUCACGCUGGCGAAGUCGAGUACCGUCACUUGACCGCCCGUUUCCAUCGGGCACAUCUCCAGGAAGCGCUUGCUAAACACGUCGACCCGUCCAAGAUUCAUUUUUCCAAGGCUUUCGAAUCCGUCAAUUUUGACCAAGCCAUUCGAAAGUUGGUAAUCACGUUCGCGGAUGAGACGACCGCUACGGCAGAUAUAAUUCUAGGCGCAGAUGGAAUUCAUUCAGCUGUUAGAACUUUCUUCGUCCCUACCUCCAGUACAGCUUGGACUGGUUGGGUAGCUUUUCGGUCCGUGUUUCCCUAUUCUCAUGUCGCCCACAUCAAGGAUCUUCCGGACGAGGCGAACCACUUCUGGGGACCGGAUAGGACGUUCUUCAUCUCAAAGCUCGGAAGAAACCUUUUCACCGUGGUUGGAUCGUACCAGGCCGACCCCGACGCCCCCGAUGCCCCUUACAAGGAUUCGACCUGGAAUUCGGAUGGCGACGUGGACACAUUGAGGAACUUUUAUAAGGACUGGUCACCGCUUGUGCGACAGAUUGUCGACGCGGUGCCUAGUACCAGGAUUUAUCCAAACGCGGCAGCACACCCACUCGAAACGUGGGUAUUAGGUGGCGGGAAGGUUACCCUAGCCGGCGACGCCGCUCAUGCCCACGGAGGCGCAUUUGCAGCAGGCGGUAGCCUCGCCCUCGAUGAUGCGUGGGCGUUUGUAUCGUCGAUCUUGUACGUGUUCCCCGAGAACGCAACUAGAAAGCCCAACGACGCGGAAAUACUCGAAGCCUUACGUAUCUAUGAGAAGACCCGAAAACCACACACAGAUCGCGUAAUGAGUGUUGUCCAUCAGAAUAAUAAGAAAAAGGUGGCGCGAUACUCGCAAGCUAGGGAUCUGGAGACAGACGAGCAACUAAGGACCCAGAUAAAGAACCGCGUAGACCCCAGUUGGAUUCACGAACAUGACGUUCAAGCCGCGUUUGUGCAAGCAGUUGCGGAUGAAACCGCCGAUCAAGUCUCGGCAGGGGAGCAGGCAAGAUUGUGAUUGCGUUCUUCUCUGAAGCCAUAUAGAUAAAUCACGAUGAAUUGCCACAACGUUAUCUCAUGAAAGCUUGUGAAUAUGUAUGUAGCGCGUAUUAAACGACAACGCGAAGUCUGCAGCCAAGACAUAUAGGAGGUACCUAGGUACCUACCUAUAGAUUCAUUUCGUCAAGGUCUCGUCUGACAUUUCAACAUACAU
Daldinia decipiens is the source of this 1752-nucleotide messenger RNA. RefSeq names its product FAD/NAD(P)-binding domain-containing protein. Gene Ontology annotation, molecular function: monooxygenase activity; FAD binding. The record is from RefSeq and is a predicted model, not a curated record. Lineage: Eukaryota; Fungi; Ascomycota; Sordariomycetes; Xylariales; Hypoxylaceae. The transcript is spliced from 2 exons. The coding region runs from base 241 to 1557 and encodes 438 amino acids.